AUGGCGGAAUUGUACUUACGGCCGAACGAAACUGAAGAAGAUUUUUAUCAGAGAUGUACAAAUAUAAGCUAUUUCGACUGCUCCGAGGAGGAGAUGCUGUGGUGCAUGAUCGGGCCACGUCAGCUGCCACUCGUGAGGAUUGUCCCACUUUCAGUGGUGUUGCUGUUGAUCUUCCUGACUGGUGUGAUAGGCAAUGUGGCGGUGUGCGUGGUCAUCGUGCGUCACCCAGCCAUGCACACCGACACCAACUACUAUUUAUUUAGUUUGGCGCUAAGCGAUCUCCUGCUUCUGCUGUUUGGUCUCCCUAACGACCUGUGGGUGUACUGGCACCAGUAUCCGUACAGCUUUGGCGUAGUGUUCUGCAAAUUUAGAGCGUUGAUAUCUGAGGCGGCAUCGUACGUGUCGGUGCUAACGAUCGUGGCGUUCACCCUGGAGCGGUAUUUGGCGAUUUGCCAUCCACUACACAUCUACGCCAUGGCGGGCCUACGACGGGCGCUACGAAUCGUAGCUGCACUCUGGGCGCUGUCCCUUUUCGCUGCAGCCCCAUUUGCUCACUACACGACGGUGAACUACCACGAAUAUCCACCUGGCUCGGGUAACGACUCACUGGAAUCCGCUUUCUGCGCGAUGUUGGAGCUUCCUUCUUGGUACAUCUGUGAGCUGAGCAGCCUGUUCUUCUUUAUUCUGCCCGGCAUCAUUAUUCUCUGUCUUUACGUUCGCAUGGGCCUGAGGAUUAGAUAUGUGAUGGGAUCGACACAAACACAAAACCCUGGAAGUCCGAGGACCUUAAAUGGAGUCAACGGAAGUGUUCAUGGAGAAGCACGACAGGCGCAGUCUCGAAAGAAUAUCAUCCGAAUGCUUGCCGCGGUAGUGAUAGCUUUCUACGUAUGCUGGGCACCGUUCCACUUCCAACGGCUGUUCUUCAUUUACGGCACCAGUUCCAAGAACUAUCACACCAUCAACGAGAAUCUGUUCAACGUUGCGGGUGUGUUCUACUACAUCUCCGCCACGGUCAACCCAAUACUUUACAACAGUAUGAGUCGUCGAUAUCAAGCAGCCUUCCGAGAAACACUCUGCUGCAGAAAAGUUAAAAGAAACAUAAGCAGAUUCAGCAGAGAUCAUUCCAGCAUCUACGAAACUACAGUUAACCAUACCGCAGAAGGCACUCACUUGGUCCGUGUCCGAUCUCAUAGCCACGACCGUAGGAACAGGAUCGAACAGCGGGCUAGACGCAACAGUUCUUAUGGCACAGAAACAAACCCAUAUGGGAACAGAUUGCGGGAUUUGCGUGACACGAGAAGAUAUAACGCAGUGUAA
Molecule: messenger RNA, 1317 nt
Organism: Parnassius mnemosyne (clouded apollo)
Lineage: Eukaryota; Metazoa; Arthropoda; Insecta; Lepidoptera; Papilionidae
Source: the annotation of a GenBank genome assembly